GAAAUCCGACACCCUGAUAGUCCCACACCAGUACCAGCUCAGUAUCAAUACCACCUAUUUAUAAUUACACAAGUGCACUUUCGCAACCUCACACACCAUAUCAGCUAGAGAAUGCCUAUUUUUGUGUAGUGAUGUUUGCCGUCGUGCAGUAUCGUCUAUGAAGUCACCGUUCGUGGAACGCACUGUUUGUUCGCACAGGAACGAAACAACAAAAACAGGAUGGAUCCCCUAAUUUCGCACAAACAGCAAAGGGCUACGGACAUUCGCAAUGCCAUACGGGAGUAUCACGCCGCACGGAAUCCUUGGGGUCCGGAUCACCGGGCACAUGCUGUAUUCUUGGGAGUUCAGCGGAACAACGCUAGAAGAGGCUUCGCCGACGAUGACGAAUACAUCGAAAGGGGAUGUUGCUGGUACUUGGGGUGGUUGCUGCUACUGGUGAUGGCAUGCGUCGGAGUUUGGUACAGCUGGGACAGAGCAGCUAGCAGUGUACAGAAGUUGGUCGUGAGUUUUCCGGCACUGAGGUCCUUUGGCAAAACGCACUGCCAGGCUUCCUCGUUCGUUCAGGUAGCCAACUGUACGUUCAUCGAGACGGGAUUGUUUGUGGAGCGGCUGGGUCAAGUGCUUCAGAGCAGCUACGAUGAUUAAUUGACGACGAUGGUGGUUGUGGUGAUGUUCUGUGACAUGACUGACUAGUUAGUUGAAACAAAAGUAACCGAUAAACGUUAGCUUUGUAAGUUAAGCUAUUUGUAAUUUUUUGAGAUUAAAAUAAAAUUAAUAAGUAAAGUAAA
Messenger RNA from Aedes albopictus (Asian tiger mosquito), 788 nucleotides. RefSeq lists its product as uncharacterized. The coding region runs from base 220 to 645 and encodes 141 amino acids. The record is from RefSeq and is a predicted model, not a curated record. Lineage: Eukaryota; Metazoa; Arthropoda; Insecta; Diptera; Culicidae. The transcript has a single exon.